Molecule: messenger RNA, 2061 nt
Organism: Phaeoacremonium minimum UCRPA7
Lineage: Eukaryota; Fungi; Ascomycota; Sordariomycetes; Togniniales; Togniniaceae
Product: putative fumarate reductase succinate dehydrogenase flavoprotein domain protein
Exons: 3
Coding region: 1-2061 (686 amino acids)
Source: RefSeq, a predicted model, not a curated record
AUGUUCAAUAACAAUCGCUAUGCACGCGAAGGAGGUCUCGUGGACGAGAUCCUGCUCGAGAAUUUGCACCGAAACCCUGAAGGAAACCCUCUUAUUUUAGAUACCAUUUUAUUGGAAAAAGUCUCUGACGAGCCCAACAUCCAAUUAUUUCUAAACACGGCCCUUAUCGGUUGCGAGAAAGAUGGCGUCAGAAUUGGCAGCAUCAAAGCCUUCUCUUCGCAGACGUCACUUCAGUUCAAUAUAAAGGCACCACAAUUCAUAGACUGCACCGGAGAUGGCGUGCUUUCAUUCUUGGCCGGAGCUCCAUUUAGGGUCGGCGCGGAGAAGAGAGAUGAAUUCGGCGAACUAUUUGCCCCAUCAUCUGAGUACGGACAUCUUCUCGGCCACUCAAUCUAUUUUUACUCCAAGGAUGUCGGUCGGCCAGUCAAGUUUGUGGCCCCUUCAUACGCUUUGAAGGACGUUGAAUCAGAAAUUCCAAGAUUCAAGAGCUUUAGUACAAAAGAGAUGGGCUGUAAUCUUUGGUGGAUCGAAUACGGUGGCCGCCUAGAUACAGUACACGAUACCGAGAAGAUCAAAUGGGAACUAUGGAGUGUGGUGUAUGGUGUCUGGGACUACUUCAAAAACUCAGGACGAUUCCCCGAGGCCGAGAAUUUGACACUUGAAUGGGUCGGCACAAUCCCGGGAAAGAGAGAAAGCAGACGUUUCAUCGGCCCUACCAUUCUCAAACAACAGGAUAUUGUCGAACAACGUUUCCAUUCUGAUGCUGUAUCGUAUGGAGGAUGGUCUAUUGAUCUUCAUCCAGCUGAUGGCGUCUUUUCCGAAGUUGACGGCUGCACCCAGUGGCAUUCGAAAGGCGUCUACCAGAUCCCUUUCUCCACUUUCAUUUGCUCCGAGAUUCCGAACUUGAUGUACGGAGGAAGGAUCAUAUCCGCAACACAUGUCGGCUUUGGUUCUUCCCGAGUUAUGGCGACAUGCGGCGCCAACUCCAAUGCUCUAGGUGUUGCGGCUUCCCUGUGUAAGCAGAUGGCUAUCGACCCGGUUGAGUUGUUGACAAAAGAGAAUAUGAAGAAGUUUCAACUUGAUCUGAUGCGCUUUGGGCAGUAUAUUCCUGGUUACAAAUUGAAAGAUCCCCAGGAUCUAGUCUUGCAGGCGAAGUCCGUCAAAAGCUCGGCAGAUUUCGAGCUCUCUCAGCUGCUUCCAAACGGUCCACCAAAGGUUCUCACUAGGAGUCUUGCUCAAAUGCUGCCAUUGGCUGCAGGACCUGUACCAAAAGCAUCCAUCACAGUUCAGGCUGUGGAAGAAACGGUGCUGACCGUCGAGUUGCGUGGAUCCAUCAAGCCUUACAAUUAUACUCCCGAGGUAGUGCUUGCACGAUCACAGUUUAACCUCAAGCCCGGCUCAAACGACCUGGUGAUUGAUUUUGGCGUCUCUAACCCACAAACCCAAUACGCCUUCCUUUGCUUCAUGCAAAACGAGUCAGUGGCAGUUUGCACGACCCUUACGCGUGUGUCGGCGCUCGAGACUGUGGAGCAUGAGUGCACGCAAAGUCCUCCGGACGGAAUUGGUGUCGACACUUUCGAGCGCUGGACUCCUGUGAGGCGGCCUAUGGGGCAUAACCUAGCCCUGACUCUCGACCCGCCAUUGAAAGCCUGGUCCGCCGGCAACAUUCGCAAUGGAGUGGCGCGACCCACCAAGAGGACGAAUUGUUGGGUCCCCGGUGAAAACGGAAGACGAAUGCUCACAUUGGAGUGGGAUUCACCUGUGAAGUUGACAAAAGUGGUUGUUCAUUUUGAUACCGAUUUCGACCAUGCUUUAGAAUCUGUUCUACGAGGUCAUCCGGAACGAGACAUUCCUUUCUGUGUCAAGAAGUGGAGGAUUGCUGAUUUGUCCCAGCAGGGCGAAGAACAGGAGCUAUUUGUUGAAGAUGGCAAUCAUUUGUCAAGGAGAGAGGCUGAGAUAGAGCCCGUUAACCCUGUGACCAAGAUUGGAGUUGAGAUCCUCGAGAUCAACGGCGAUCAGAAUGUUUUUGGAGGCAUAUUUGAAGUCCGUGCUUAUGAGUAG